CCCUCUCUUUCGUAAAUCACACAAAACUCAAAUUCGUUCAUCACAGUCAGUGCUAGGGUUCCAAUGGACGGUGGUGGAAAAGUGAAGAAGGGUGCAGGAGGUAGAAAAGGUGGAGGCCCAAAGAAGAAGCCAGUUUCUCGAUCCGUGAAGGCUGGUCUUCAAUUCCCCGUUGGAAGAAUCGGGCGUUACUUGAAGAAAGGAAGGUACUCACAGCGCGUUGGUACAGGUGCACCUGUUUACCUGGCUGCUGUACUCGAGUAUCUAGCCGCUGAGGUGCUUGAGUUGGCUGGAAAUGCAGCUCGUGAUAACAAGAAGAACAGGAUUAUCCCGAGGCAUGUUUUGCUUGCGGUGAGGAAUGAUGAGGAGCUUGGGAAAUUGCUUGCUGGUGUUACGAUUGCACAUGGUGGUGUUCUACCCAAUAUUAACCCAGUGCUGUUGCCUAAGAAGACUCAGGCUAGCAAGGAGCCUAAGUCUCCUUCUAAGGCCACUAAGUCUCCCAAGAAAGCUUGAUUAGUUUUUUAAAUUUUAGUUUGUUUCUCUUUAUUUAGUGUGUGUGCAUAUCUGGGUUUAGGUGUUUUUUUUUAUUUAUUGUCUGCAGCAAGAAGUUUUAUUCGCUUGGAAAGUAUGUUAUUCUGAUCUCAAUUGUAUCCCCUUGUAGGAUUUUCACCCAAUCAAUAGA
Gastrolobium bilobum is the source of this 679-nucleotide messenger RNA. Its product is annotated as histone H2A. Gene Ontology annotation, molecular function: structural constituent of chromatin; DNA binding; protein heterodimerization activity. Gene Ontology annotation, cellular component: nucleosome. Lineage: Eukaryota; Viridiplantae; Streptophyta; Magnoliopsida; Fabales; Fabaceae. The record is from RefSeq and is a predicted model, not a curated record. The transcript has 2 exons. The coding region runs from base 64 to 510 and encodes 148 amino acids.